Molecule: messenger RNA, 603 nt
Organism: Histoplasma mississippiense
Lineage: Eukaryota; Fungi; Ascomycota; Eurotiomycetes; Onygenales; Ajellomycetaceae
Exons: 2
Coding region: 1-603 (200 amino acids)
Source: RefSeq, a predicted model, not a curated record
AUGGUUUGCAUCAGUCAUAUGGUUCACAUCGCCAUUCUAGGUGCUAGCCUUGCUGCUGCGAAUCCUAUUCCCGGAGGUGACCACUACCCGGAAAAGGAGAUCAAAACCGUCACAGUUACCGAGUAUAAAACGGCAUACAAACCAGUCACCGAGUUCAAAGAGAUCACCAAGUUCGUGACUGUCAACCAUCCCGUCACCCAGUGGAAGACCAUGACGAUAACGGAUUAUCCCAAGCCUGUAACGAUUACCGACUACAAGCCAGUGACUGUUGUCCACACGCAGGCCGUGACUAUUACUGCUGUCAAGGAGGUCAUCGUUACUAAGACUGCUGUCCAUGAAAAGCCGGUCACGCAUUUCCAGACCAUCACCGUUCCAGGAAAACCCGUGCCUGUGCCGACCACUAUCGUCAAAGUGCAAACGGUCACCAGUAAGUGCGAACCAAAGAAACACGACGGUGGAAAGUACCCCGAGGGGAAAUAUGACGACGGAAAGGGCUACGAUGGAAAAUACGGUGCCGGGAAGGACGACGGAAAGAAGGAUGAUGGAAAAAAUGAAAAAAAUGACAAUGAGUCCAAGGGGUACGAUACCAAGGGUGACUAUUAG